Molecule: messenger RNA, 2520 nt
Organism: Morchella sextelata
Lineage: Eukaryota; Fungi; Ascomycota; Pezizomycetes; Pezizales; Morchellaceae
Exons: 5
Coding region: 1-2520 (839 amino acids)
Biological process (GO): positive regulation of proteasomal ubiquitin-dependent protein catabolic process; ubiquitin-dependent protein catabolic process; protein polyubiquitination
Cellular component (GO): ubiquitin ligase complex; cytoplasm
Molecular function (GO): ubiquitin conjugating enzyme binding; ubiquitin protein ligase activity; zinc ion binding
Source: RefSeq, a predicted model, not a curated record
AUGCCGUUAACUACUGAGCAGCUCACGUCAACCCUCAGCGAGGCCUUGUUUCAUUAUCGUGAGGUCCUCAACCUCAGAGAAAAAGAGAGAGACGAGGUUCUUCCUUUGAAUGGAAAGUUACCCGCGACGGAGGACGACGAUGCUUUGCAGGCAGAGUAUCGUUACCAGUUAGAGGCCAUGGAUCGCUUUCUCGGCUCCGUGGACGAUAUGGUCGCUGCCAUCAAUAGACCCAACGAGUUGUCUUUGGUAAAGUACCAGGCGCAAAAUCAUCCCACGUGGCUCGAGCCAUUUAUUUAUCAGAAGGAUGAGUCCUUCGUAAAUCCAUUCACAGGCCUAAUUGUCGAAGCCCCUUCGUCCAAUGCUGUCUGCUCAAGACCAGGUCCCUCAACUAAAGAAGGGCCCUUGCAAGAGAUACCAGCUAGCUUUUGGGAGAACUACGAUCCGAGCUGCAAUCCUUCUCUAGACGAAGACUCGGCUUGCCUCGCACAAAAAGCAAGCACGGUUCCUUCGCGUUUGAAAGAUGAUCAAAAAUAUCGAUCUAAAUCGUGUGACCUGGAAAUUGGCGCAGAUGGUCGUAUGGAUCCUUAUGAGGCAUCGAUGAGAUCUAGAUCUAUCAACGGAAAUUACUUUCGUCCGCUCCAAGUUCACAUCCCAAGCUCUGGGUUCGGGGAUAUAAGGCGAGAAAACGAUGUUAGUCUCCCAGGUACCUGGGUCAAUAGCUGGUCCAAUUCGACGGACGAAGAGUUCGACGAAUGUUUCCCAAAGGCACCGGUGCCUGGGUCUUCUAGUAUUUCACGCACUACUUCGAAGAUCUUGGGUGUAGGCCCCUGGAAGGCAUGGGCGCCUCGCAUGCACUCCUUCGCUGCCAUUCAGUUGGAAGAAAUGCAGGCAAAGAAAGCUGGUGCCAAGGCUAAAGAUAGACAAAAUGACAUAUCGAAAAAGCCGGCUGAACAAUGGACAACAGCCCCCGAGACGCAAGGAAUUGUAGAUGAGGUUGAGAAGGCUGUCCGCUUCUCAUUCCCAACUACACAAUCAAUUGAAAUCGGAGAAGAUGGGUUUCAAGUGUUCAACGAACCUGCCGCUGAACCCCGGGUCACUCGUAAUGAGCCCACUAUGUCAAAAAAACAUUCAAUAUCUUCCUCAUCCUCAAUAGAGACAUCAAGCUCCGGAGUUUCUUCAACAGCGGAAGCAGAUUGGUGGGCAGAUAAUGAAAGGCGAACCCCGAACUUCGAGCUUUUUGAAAGCUUCUCUGGUGAAGAGGAAACGGAACCUGCCCCACAUCAUAUAAGUGAACCUGAGAAUCCUCACCCAACAAGAAAUGACUCUGCCUCAACUCAGGUGGCGGAUAAUCCCUUAGAAGAGCCUAUUGAAUCGAAUAGUCAAGAAUUCGAAAUUCCCGAACAUUCCUCUCAAUAUGGUUCUCAUGACCAAGCCGCCGCGGAUGAAGCCCUGGCAGAGAGACUGGCAGACUUUCAGGCUGAUUUCCAAAGACCAUCCGAUCUGUUUGAUGAAGAAUAUCGAGAAUCAGACUCCUCUGCUUUCAUGCGUGAGCAGUAUCAACAAGAUAGGGAGUUGGCAGAAAUGCUCUCUGCAGGCUUAGACCCAGAUAUGGAUCGCGAAACUCUGGAGUUGAUAAAAAGACUUUCAGGAGAUUCACCUCAAGACUUCCACUCGUUUCUUGAUCAAGAAGCUGAGAAUGAAGCCCUGAUCGCUGAGCUUUCUGAUUCACAUGUACUACAAGAUUGGGAAUUGGCUAAGCGGCUGGCCGAAGACACGCCACAAGAUAUGAAAGAGCAUCUAAGACAGCUUCAAGAACAGGAGGAGUACGCACGCCUUGCACAGGAGGCCUGGGAUGAAGAUGUCAGGGCAAGAGAAAGAGAAGAACUUGCCGUAUUAGCUGAGAUAGCUAGGUUAGAAGAGCUAGAAAUACUGGAGCAAUUGCGGAGAGAGCGCAUGGCAGACUGUACUGCAUGCUCGGAAGAGGGCGAAAAAGAAGAAAUGGCAAUGUUGUCUUGUAGCCAUGGGUACUGCACGGGUUGCAUAAGAGUUGCUUUUGAAGGCGCAUUGAGGGAGAAGAAACCGUUUAGAUGCUGCGACCAGGUCCCCAUAGAUUCUAUCGCGGCACACUUCACUCAAAACUUCGUCAGAGAUUAUAACGAUCUCAUGCUUGAGCUUACUACUCCGAACGCUCUCUAUUGCUCGGCGAGGAACUGUUCAAAAUUCAUUCCCCCCACCAGCAUACGAGCCGAUACUGGCACAUGCCGCGCUUGUAAUAGUAAUACGUGUAGAUAUUGUCGGUCUCCUGCGCAUAUCGGUAUCUGUCCCGCGGAUGAGGACUCAACUGCAGUUCUUGGCUUGGCGAAAGAGAAGGGAUGGAAACCCUGCCCCGGUUGUCAGAACAUGAUUGAAAGAGUUGAUGGUUGUUUGCAUAUGACAUGCACCAGGUGCCCUAACCGUACAGAAUUUUGCUAUAACUGUGGAAAGCUAUAUAGUAUCUGCCCUGCCACCUGUAGCAGAUGA